Molecule: messenger RNA, 1456 nt
Organism: Stylophora pistillata
Lineage: Eukaryota; Metazoa; Cnidaria; Anthozoa; Scleractinia; Pocilloporidae
Cellular component (GO): plasma membrane
Molecular function (GO): signaling receptor activity; protein binding
Source: RefSeq, a predicted model, not a curated record
GGCUUGUUUAAGUCCCUGAAAAGUUUACUCGAGCCUUGUUAUUCCACUGGAUAGCGUCACCCGCCCUUCGUAUAAUGGGACCCAUGACUGAAGUAAUCUACACCACAAAAAAGUUUUCCUUUUCUACCCUCUCUUUCUUAAAUGAUAAAACUAGACCAGUCAUAAGGGUUUUUUCCCCCUAAUUUGGAUAUUUUUUUAAUUGCUUUCCAUUUAGGAGUUCGCUGGAAAUUUCGAUAGGUCUACCCCAGUUCCUCACCAAAUGAAAAAUGAAAUCGAGGCACAUAGCAUUCGCCUUAGACCGCUUGCCUGGCAGGAGCUGGUUUGUAUGAGAUUUGAAGUGUUCGGCUGUCCCGUUGAAGGCGCUCCUGAAAAUUGCAUUGACCCUCUUGGUUUGGAGUCUGGACAUAUCCCUGAUGAAGCGCUAAGUCACAGCGUGGACACAUCCCGAACGGUGUCAAAUCCCACUUAUAUCCGCCUGAACAAAGAUGUUCCUUAUUUUCCCUUCGGCUGGCAGGCGACAAUGGGCGGAUUGGAUUAUCUUCAGGUUGACUUUGGCUCAUUACGGAAGGUGACUCGAGUGGCAACACAAGGGGCUGCUUCGUUCUUUGUGACACGUUUUCAGCUGAAGUUCAGUAACAACAGCAUAGAGUGGUUGGAUUAUACAGAAAAUGGAAUCAUUAAGGAGCUGAAUGGUCCAAAGGAUGACCAAGAAGCUAAAAACCCGAUCCUGGUGAAAUUAUUUGAGCCAUUUACGGCGCGCUAUGUGCGUUUUAUUCCAACCAGCGCUCCAGUUCUUAAAAUAAUGCGAGCCGAGCUGUAUGGCUGCAUGGCUGAACCAUUGCCUCCGUUUGGCGGUGUCCCAGAAUACUCUCGAAGGGCCGUGCUGUUGGACCCAGACUCCGGACGGUUUUAUGUGUGUAUGUACACUGAACAAAAAUCAGAGAGCAGCUGUUUCUCCUCGAUUGACGGAUUGGAUUGGACAGGUCUUGAUGAGUCCAUCGUCAGUAUCAUUGCUUUCGACCCUGCAAAUGGAGCGCUCUUUGGAGUAGACUAUAAAAUGAGCUUUCACCGAAGCACCGAUGACGGUGUGACCUGGAAAACAGUUUCCUCUAAGUACUUUUAUGAUUUGAAGAACGAGACAGCCCUGAUAAUGAGCACAGGGAUACCAGAGAACCUAGUAUCUGCCUCGCCAAGUUCAUUUUGGUCCGCGACUUCAUCAAGUGGGAAGAAGUGGGCAGUCUCCGCGUCAGGCGUACACAGUAUGGCCGCUGGCCAAACUGAAUGGAGUAUGGUGGCAUUGUGGAAAUGCUGUGGAAACUGAUUUCAUCGCAUGACGUUUCAUAUCGAACAGGCCUCAUAAAAUGCCGUCUCCGCUCAGUCCGUUUAAACACGAAGGCGCGCUAUAAAAGGAGCCUUAGGUCCCACUGGACCAUUUGUCAAUCAACCGUCGUGUGAU